AUGGCAAGCAUAUGCGAAGAUCCAGGAAAAAGGUCGUGGCCAGAACUGUUGGAGAAAAAAGGAGAAUAUGCAAAAGAAGUGAUCGAAAGAGAGAAUCCCAAAAUGACAGCUGUUAUUAUUUUGGAUGGAACCAUCGUUCCUGAGAUAUUUAUUUGUGAUCGUGUUUAUGUUUGGGUCAACGAUUGUGGAAUCGUUGUUAAAAUUCCCGUUAUUGGUUAA
Messenger RNA from Arabis nemorensis, 219 nucleotides. The record is from the annotation of a GenBank genome assembly. Lineage: Eukaryota; Viridiplantae; Streptophyta; Magnoliopsida; Brassicales; Brassicaceae.